AUGAAUUUCCUCAAGAAGUUCAUUGGUUCAGCUUCUACUGACGAGGUGAUUUCCCUUCCUUCAGGGAAGCUCUUUUUGACCAGAUCUCCCAACUCCCCUAAGGGUGAAUUGGAGUGUUUGUACAACGAUGCGUUUGCGUCUAUCAGGCAAACAACCACGCCAUUUUUCUACCGGUUGUUUGUCACGAGAGUGUACCAGGAAGGGGAGUUGAACGCCAAUGAGGACGGUGGAUUCGAGGACUCUGAAGAUGAAGACGAGUUCGAUGAGAGGCACAACGUUGUGCGUUCUGCCAACGAUCCAAAUUCCGUUUCGGGCCACUCCAAGGAUGAGUAUGGGUUCACGAUUUCUGACGAAUUGAAGUUCCAUUACUAUGAGAAGGGUGACGGCACGAGGGCCAUUUCCUGGAAGGAUUUAAACGGCGAUUUGGGUGACAGGUUUGAGUUCAUUGUAGACGAAGAUUGCAGCCAGACCGAUGUGGACAGCUUCAUGUUGGCAUUGUUUAAGUGCCAGUACGAGCAGAGGUACCACAAGAGCUCGUUGGGGUUCACCAGCAUCAGCCAAUUGAAAGAGUUUGCCUAUGAUCCUAAGGCGGAGUUGCUCACCUUUGAAGAUUUGAACAAAGACAUCAAUUGGGAUGAGGACGAAGAAGAAGAAGAAGAAGAAGAAGAGGACGCCGAUUACGCCGAACCAGCUCGCCGUGGUCGUAGAGCGCCAGUGGCUGUGGAGUCAGAAUCGGAUUCUGAGUCAGAUUCUGAAUUUCAUGAUGCUACAACGGGAAUAGUUAAGAGCAAACCAACCUCUUCAUCACCAUCUGCUCAAGCCCUAGUUACCGUUUUUCAAUACAAUGAAGCAGACUUGCAUAUCUACGAUUCCGAAUCUGAAUCUUUCAAGCUUUUAGCUGACAAGCCUGCUAUUAGUAUAGUCGACGCUGGAGACUGGAAAUACUACUUAAAGAUCGCAGGUCAUUUUGAUGUCUUGAUCUCGAAAGAUAUCAAUCCUGUUUUCACUUACGACUACAAUGCGUUUAUUUUUAACUACUUCAAUUCACCAACCACUAUUGCAUCAUAUUUAUUAAAGUUCCCAGAUUUCGAGACCCUAUCUAAUUUCCAAAACAUUUUUAUGACUCAAUUAUGGCAGUCGUUGAACAAGCAGAAGUUUGGACAAACUGUUGCCAACAAAUCAGAUAUGGAUUAUGUUUUGGAUGCAUUUUCGAAUGUGAAUGUCGACGAUGACGACUUGAACGAUGAGGACAAGAUGCUCGUGGAUGCAUUAAGUGACGACGAACCAGAACAACCUGAAGAGGAAGAAUUUAGCAAGUCUAAAAUCAGGCAAACGGUAAGGGAACCUAAAUUAUUUGUCGAUUCAGACGACGAUGAUGAUGAAUUCGACCAAGAAGCUGCUAAAUUCAAAAACAAUGCUUCGAAAAACUCCAAUUUGUCGGUUGGAUAUUCCAAAGAUAGAUCUUAUGUUGUCAGAGGAGACAAGUUAGGAGUUUUCAAGAACUCCGACGAGGACUUGACUUUCCAAACAACAAUUUCGGACUUGACCACAUUGAAAGGGAAAAAGUUUACUCCUUUGAAUACCAUGCUUCAUCAGCAGGACCAGUUUAUGGUUAUGCAGAAUUCCGAGCUUAGUGACGAGAAUAAGUUAUUCAAAAUGGAUUUGGAAAGAGGAAAGAUUAUUGAAGAAUGGGAAGUAGGCAGAGAUCAGGCCAUUAAAUCUUUCGCUCCUAACACCAAGUUUUCCCAAUUGACUGCGGAGCAAACGUUGACUGGUAUCUCGCUGAAUGGAAUGUUCAAAAUCGACCCUAGGCUACAAACUAAAGAUAAACUUGUGAACGACAAUACAUUAAAAUUAUACAAGACUAAGAACAAUGAUUUCCUGCUGGUGGCAACCACCCAGGCCGGAUUCAUUGCGGUCGGUUCUAAGAGAGGUGAUGUGCGAUUAUAUGACAGGUUGGGAAUAAAUGCAAAGACGGCGUUGCCUUCCUUAGGUGAGCCCAUCAAGGGUCUUGACGUCUCAGCGGACGGUAGGUGGCUCUUGGCUACAUGUGAAACUUACUUGUUGCUUAUUGAUAACAAGAUUGGGGAGGGCCAGAGGAAUGAAGGCUCCUUGGGAUUCUUGAAGUCUUUUGACAAGGACAAGAAACCCAAACCAAGAAGACUUACUAUCAAGCCAGAGCAUACUGCGUACAUGUACAAUGAGUCUGGAGGAAAACCACUUUCGUUCACUGUUGCACACUUCAACACUGGGGUGUCUACGCAAGAGUCAACGAUAGUCACGUCAUCGGGUCCCUAUGUGAUCACAUGGUCUUUGAAGAAGAUUUUAAAACCCAAAAAGGCAUCUAGAUCUGCAAAAUCUUCAAAAGUCAGCGCUGAUAACUACGAAGACUCGUACCUUAUCAAAAGAUACAAGGAGGAUGUCAUUGCUGACAACUUCAAGUUCGGCUCCAACGCCGACGUGAUAUUGGCAUUGCUGAACGAUGUUACCAUGGAUAACAAGAAGAUAUUUAACAGGGCCACCAAGUCAUAUUUCACCAACACCAAUAAGAACAGCGUCGUACAGGAAUUGUAG
Molecule: messenger RNA, 2574 nt
Organism: Dujonia railenensis
Lineage: Eukaryota; Fungi; Ascomycota; Pichiomycetes; Serinales; Debaryomycetaceae
Source: the annotation of a GenBank genome assembly